This is a messenger RNA of Paramecium sonneborni, 399 nucleotides long. Lineage: Eukaryota; Ciliophora; Oligohymenophorea; Peniculida; Parameciidae. The record is from the annotation of a GenBank genome assembly.
AUGGUCUUAGAUCUUUAAGCAUUAAUGAUAAUCACUUUGGAAAAGUUAUUGAUUAUUUUUUUAUAUUAGGAUCCGUUUGGGAUACAAAUUAAUUAUUUAGUUCUUAGAGGAAUUUAAAAGCAUUAUUCAUCCCAUAAAGGUUUAAUGGAUUUAUAAAAAGAAUUUAGAGUAAAAUUUAAUGAAUACUGUUUAUAUUAAUUGGACAGAUAGAGGGUAUAUCUAAUAAUAUACUAAGAUAUUUAUUUGUACAUUAUAAUUAAAGAUAAGAUGGACUUGGAAGAGGACAUCAUCAGUUUAAAGGAUGGAAGAGUACAAUUACAUUAAUUAUCCAUAGAAUUUAUGAUUGGCAUUGUUCUUGUUAUGCUAUUUUAGUUAAUUUGUUAUAAAUUGUUUUAUUGA